AUGGCUGUCGCCGAAUACCUCAAUUUCGCCUACAGGCUAUGCUCAGCGGCAGCUACAAAGGCCGUGAACCAGGACUUUGUCUACAGUACUGCAUGUGUAGACCCUGAAGUCGUAGAUGCGCACGUCCACCUCGUUGCAGAUCCAGCCAACCUCGGCUUGAAGAAGAAAUGGGGCGAUGUCGUCACCAAGCACAAUCUGCUCAAGUACCUAAGCAGUGACAGAGCCGUCUAUUCAUCGUUCUCUCAAUCGGGAUUGCACAAGUAUUUGUUCUUGCGAAACGUCCAAUGCAAGAACGCGGAUAGGGCAAUCAACGACCCUGUGCUCAUCGCCUCGUAUCUCCUUUCCAUCACUGGCUUCAACGGUGUCGUCUUCCCGGACGACCCAUUAUAUGCGAAACUGGAACAGAAGAUGCUGUCGACCGAUGAGUACUAUGCUCUCCUCCGAGACAACGAGGACGUGCUAGAAUCUGGCAAGCGAAGACUCCUGAAAAACGCCAUGAGCGGCAAGAUGCCCCCCAAAGGUGUUCGAAUUCUCUUGUUCCAGGAUUCAAUCAAAGUCGUGGAGACGAUUUUGGACGGCACGAGACAGGGUGUGAGGGUUUCAACCACGAACAAGCACACUUUUCGUGAUGGGUACUCCCUCCACAUGUUCCAGCUGCUCGGGCAGGACGAAGGCGACGGCACAAGUCAGAUCCGAUUCCUCAACCAAGGCGAGGGCAAGACAACGGUUCCGUUCUUCGGGCCCAUCAACAACGCCGUGGCGAGCAUGAUGUGGAUGGCUAGCGGGAUCGCCGGAGCCUCUCGAUACGACUUGUUCAUGCAGGCCUUACCAAAGACAGACGACGAGGUCCAAGCCUUCGUUGAUGAUUCGCACGGGAAGUUCUUGGACGCCAUCCUAGACAGGCCCGAGAGGGGUUUCCUUGCUGCCAAAGCUUUCUGCUGUAUCACAGGAACAGCCUUGGGCCCCUUGAACACGCGUUUGGUGGCUUGGUACAUGUACAAAGAUGACCUUGCCAAGACGAGAGCGGAGGCAAUGUUGGAAUCUGCCAAACACUGGAAUGCGCUCCAAAUUACAGCUGCCAAGAAGCGAAUCGACGUCGACGAUGCUUUCAUGGCCAAGUACGACUUGAUGGGCAAGGCGGCCAAGAGCGGCGAAUUUCUCAGAAUGCUUCAGCUUGCUGUGAUAAAGGAUGCAAAUGUCGAAACACGACCUCUAGAGCAACAGAACCAGCCCGGAGGCCUGUAUGACGCGAAUGGUGAACGUUACUACGCACCACUCAUUGAAGAACCACGUCUUGGCGAUCCAGGCCACUGGGAUGAGGACCUACAGCAGGAACUCCAGCGCAUUACAAAGACGGCUUUCAGGGACAGACUUGUGAGUCAAGGAGCCAUCAUCCAAUUCCAAGAGAGCAUGGCCAGGAGAGUCAACGAGUAUCUUGAAAAUAAAACGGCCUCUCUUCGUCUACAAGACAUUCAAGCUUCUAUCCAGUUGGACCGCAUGGUCAACGAAUUCCUGGUUCCCAUCUUGGCAGAAUCCAGUCCUGCAAUCCUAGAAGGAAUUUGGGCUUAUGCGACUCAACAUCAACUUACUCCAACCGGCAUGGAAUUGCAAGUAUUUAGGAGACAAGUCACUACUCGAGUUAAGGUGCUUUACCUGAGAGACAUCUACGCCGUCUUCGCUGAUCGAGGAGGGUUGCUGGAGGUAUGGGUGGCCAAGACUGUCGAAAUGGCGUUCUGGGGUCCAGAGAAGCGCCAAAAGUUAGUCGAGGAAAGGGACGAGGCAAUUCAACAGGAGGAGGAAUCCACCAUCAAGCUGAAGGAGUACAAGGACGAGCAGACAACCGCUCAGGGUGCGAGAGCUCAGGUGUUACGAGAGGCGAUCGAGCAAGUGAAGGAAGAUAUUGAGAAAAGAGAAGCGGAGGUAGAGGCAUAUGAAGACAGGCUCAAGCUCAACAAGAGAAUUUCCAAAGGGCCAGUGCCAAAGGAUAACUACCAAGAGCAGGAGUCAUUUCUUCUCGACAAGCUUUCGUAG
This is a messenger RNA of Trichoderma virens Gv29-8, 2031 nucleotides long. RefSeq lists its product as uncharacterized. The record is from RefSeq and is a predicted model, not a curated record. NCBI's taxonomy places the organism in Eukaryota, Fungi, Ascomycota, Sordariomycetes, Hypocreales, Hypocreaceae. Bases 1 to 2031 code for a protein of 676 amino acids. The transcript has a single exon.